GCUCUGUAAUUAGGGGCUCGGCUGAUCGGUUUGAUGGAGUCUCCUCUGACGCUCAGGGUGAUGUGGAUUCCCCGGUAGAGGCGAAAGGCAGAAAUCCCGACCGGCCCGAAGGAAACGCACCCGGAGCAAGGAAAACUGCAGACAAAAUGGUUACCGGAGCAGAGCAGAACAUCAUGAAGCACCCUGAGACCCCGCGUCCCUGAAACACCCAUCGCCACAGGGAGGACCCUCCAGAAACCGCGCGGGGCGGAAAAACCAAAAUGAGGCUCUUCCGGAGACGCUACAGCCCCUUGAAGGUGGCUUUGGCAGGCGCCGUCUUCAUCAUCUUCCUCUUCAUCCUGCAGAAGGAUGUGGGGAACAAGGACCCGAGCGAGGAACCCUGGUUGAAGAACAUCGUCCAGGGGAAGGACCAAGUCCUCGACCUGAUGCUGGGGGCGGUCAACAACAUCCGAGACUCGAUGCCGAAGCUGCAGAUCAGAGCUCCGGUUCGGCAAGAGGAACCGCUGCCCAGCGCUCGCUCCUGCCUACCCGGCGUCUACACGGCGGCGGAGCUUCGGCCGCUGAUGGAGAGACCCCCCCAAGACCCCGCCAGCCCCGGAGCCGACGGCAAAGCCUUCAAGAAGGAUCAAUGGACGCCGGAGGAGACGAAGGAGAAGGAGCGAGGUUACGAGAAGCAUUGCUUCAACGCCUUCGCCAGCGACCGCAUCUCCCUCCAGCGAGCGCUGGGACCUGACAGCCGCCCGCCGGAGUGCAUCGACCAGAAAUUCAAGCGGUGCCCCCCCUUGCCCACCACCAGCGUCGUCAUCGUCUUCCAUAACGAAGCUUGGUCGACGCUGCUGCGGACGGUGUACAGCGUCCUGCACGCCUCCCCAGCCCUCCUCCUGAAGGAAAUCAUCUUGGUGGAUGAUGCCAGCACGGAUGAGUACCUGAAGGAUGAGCUGGAUCGCUACGUGGAGCAGCUCCAGAUCGUGCGAGUCGUGCGGCAAGAGGAGCGUAAAGGGCUGAUCACGGCACGGCUGCUGGGGGCCAGCGUGGCCAGCGGGGAGGUCCUGACCUUCCUGGAUGCCCACUGUGAAUGUUUCCACGGCUGGCUGGAGCCCCUCUUAUCCCGCAUCGCCGAAGAGCCCACGGCCGUCGUAAGUCCCGACAUCGCCACCAUCGAUCUCAACACUUUCGAGUUCUCCAAGCCCGUUCAGAACGGCAAACAGCACAGCCGGGGCAACUUCGACUGGAGCCUGACUUUCGGCUGGGAGGUCGUCCCACCCCGGGAGAGGCAGCGGAGGAAGGAUGAGACCUUCCCCAUCAAGUCCCCAACCUUUGCCGGUGGCCUCUUUGCCAUCUCCAGGUCCUACUUCGAGCACAUCGGCUCCUACGACGACCAGAUGGAGAUCUGGGGGGGCGAGAACGUGGAAAUGUCCUUCAGGGUCUGGCAGUGUGGGGGUCAAGUCGAGAUCAUCCCUUGCUCCGUCGUGGGUCACGUUUUCCGUUCCAAGAGCCCCCACACCUUCCCCAAGGGCACCCAGGUCAUCUCCAGGAACCUGGUCCGCCUGGCCGAGGUCUGGAUGGACGACUACAAGGAGAUCUUCUACAGGAGGAACCAGCAAGCUGCGCAGAUGGCCAGAGAGAAGACGUAUGGUGACAUUACAGACCGGCGCAAGCUGAGGGAGCAGCUCCACUGCAAGAACUUCACCUGGUACCUCCAGACCAUCUACCCAGAGAUGUUCGUCCCUGACCUGACUCCAACUUUUUACGGAGCGAUAAAAAAUGAGGGCACCAAGAGCUGCCUGGACGUCGGUGAGAACAACCACGGUGGGAAACCGCUCAUCAUGUACCCCUGCCACGGGAUGGGGGGCAACCAGUAUUUUGAGUACACGAGCCAGCAGGAGCUGCGGCACAAUAUCGGGAAGGAGCUCUGCCUGCGAGCGGGCUCGGGAUCGGCCGAGCUGGGCGACUGCCAGUACCGAGGGAAGCCCGGGCGGGUGCCGGCUAACGAGGAGUGGGACCUGACGCAGGACCGGCUGAUUAAAAACCCAGCCUCCGGUACGUGUUUGACGGCACGAGGGAAGCACCCGGCGAUGGUUCCCUGUGACCCGACGGACCCCCACCAGCUCUGGUCCUUCACCUAGGCAGAAAGCAGAGUGGCCCAAGCCCCUGGCCGUCCCCAACCGCGCUCAGGAAACCAGAAUCCAAAAAAACUUCCCCUUUUUUUAAUUUAAGAAGCGAAAGCCUUAAAUAUGCUGCAUUUCAUGGUUGCCUUGAACUAAGUCCCGUGCCUUUGGAGCGGGGAAAGCCCAGGGAGCGGAGCUUGGCCAGCGGUACCCCACGGAGCCCAAAACGCGGCGGUCGUAGUGAUGCCUGAGGAUGCUCUUUGGUACCCAGCUGCUGCUCAUCCUUCCCCUCCCCGGCUCCAGCCAGAGACUCGGAAAUUCGUAUCGAGCAUUGAAAAACACGGCCACGCCGCCCUGCACGUGAAAGCAGGGUGGGAAACUCCUGCCAGCGAGGAGGAGGAUGGCGACUGGCCCUGCGGCUCGUCCCGUGGGAGGGUGGAUCGUGGUUUGUCGUGGCCCCGUGUGGGUAAUGGAAUCCCCCUCAGCUCCCAGUACUGCCAGGGGGCUGCCAGGAUCUGGCCCUCGCCCGCCAUGGCCCUGCAAGCAUCAUGUAUCACUGCUGCCAGGGUGGGAGAAGUUGGGCUGUCUGCCUUAGAUAUCAGGCUUGAUUUGGGGGGGGGAGUUAGAUUUUUUUUUUUUAUUUUAUUAUUAUUAUUAUUAUUAUUAUUAUUAUAUGAUGAUGAUUCCUGGGUGCGAUUCUGCUCG
This is a messenger RNA of Harpia harpyja (harpy eagle), 2813 nucleotides long. It is a transcript of the gene GALNT6, whose product is annotated as polypeptide N-acetylgalactosaminyltransferase 6. The coding region runs from base 261 to 2126 and encodes 621 amino acids. The transcript has 11 exons. Gene Ontology annotation, cellular component: Golgi apparatus. The record is from RefSeq and is a predicted model, not a curated record. Lineage: Eukaryota; Metazoa; Chordata; Aves; Accipitriformes; Accipitridae.